UAUAAUUAUCGAGCUCUUACAAUAUCCAGAUUAUUAAUGUCGCCAUCAUGGUACUAGAAACUCACCUUUACGAUAUACUAUCGGUGGAGCCUGCUGCUUCCACCGAGGACAUUGCAAGAGCCUACAAAAAGCAGGCACUCCGGUGCCAUCCCGAUAAAACUAACCACGACCCUGAGCUAACUGAGAAGUUCAAGGAGAUGACCCAUGCCUACGAGAUCUUACGAGAGAAGAAGUCCCGAGACGUCUAUGAUGCGUACGGGUUGGCUGGCGUGGAAGGAAACUACCAGGAGCCCAAAAGCAAACCCCCCAGAAGAAGCCAAUCCACCAGCACCUCCAACUUCUACUUCAACCCCGGAUUCCCGGGCAUGGGAAUGGAUAUGGGCACAUCGGGCUUCAGCUCGUCGACCAUGUUCACCCAGGUCUUCAAUGACAUCAAUAGCAUGUUUGCAAGCCAGUUCACGGGCGUCCCCCCAAACAAUGGUGCUCACCCAGCCAAUAUGAAGAAACAUGUGGAGCCUGUGGGGUCCCCGUUGGACCAAGAGUACGUCAGGGGCAAGGAUAUACAUCACACCUGCAAUGCUAAUCUUGCAGACAUGUAUUUUGGCAAGACUAUCAAGCUUCAGCUACCCAAAAACAGCAAGUGUAAAAUGUGCAAGGGUGUGGGUGGAUUGAAUCCCAAGACUUGCAGGCAGUGUCAGGGUCUGGGAACCGUCAAAACCACCUACUUUAACCAAACCUCUCAGUACCAGCUGAUCGGCUCGUGCAAGCCUUGUGCUGGGACAGGUCUAUUCAUAUCCCAACACGAUUCAUGUCCGUCAUGCGUUCGCGGGUACGUCACAGAGAAGAAGAUCAUCAAGAUAAACGUUUUGCCAGGAUCUAAUAAUGGCGAUAAAAUCAUUCUUCAAGGUGAAGCAGACGAAGGUCGUAACAUCAUACCAGGAGACGUUGUAAUCCACCUUCGCGAGAUUGCCCAUCCCUUCUUAGUGAGAAAGUUCAACGACCUCUUUAUGGAGCAUGAAAUUGACUUGAGAACUGCAUUGUUAGGAGGGGAAGUACUUAUAAACAACUUUGUUAAACCAGAUCAGUCAUUGAGGGUCUUCAUAAAUGUCCAUGGACAUCAGGCUGUUAACGAAUCGAUAGAUGGAAAUAUACAGUAUGGAGAAAUCACUGGGACCAUUAAUUCUGACCAGCCAAAGCUAGUCAAAGGAUUUGGAAUGCCUAUUAACGAGAUGGUCAAUGGGGGCGAAUACUUUGAAAACUUGAACGAGGUAGACGAGUAUAGAGAGAUCGCUUUUGAUUUGAAACGGUACAAAAGAGGAAACCUUUUCAUUAAUUUCAAAGUCAAACUACCAACUAUUGCUGAUUUUGCGAAUGGAGAGAGUGACUUGCAACAACUAUUGAAUAUAUUGCCAUCGACUAAUCCUCCAGAACUCCCUAGAAAGAAUAUCAUGGAAACAUAUUUAUCAAAUUUACCAGGAGAGGCCACCAAACCCGUCUCGAUAUCGUCGAGCGAUUCACUUCCCAUGAUGAGGAGUACUACGCUCUGGUGUGGUCAGAUGUUAAAAAUCAGGAUCUGCUGAGUAAUAAGAGAAGAAAGAAAAACCGUGGUGCUGAUGGUUCCGGAAGUAAGGAUCAUCCCAUAAGCAUUUGAUUUCUAACCGUUAGGUCCAGACAGCGGAUUUUGAAGGAUAUUGUCCUCAUUCUCUUCACUAAUGACUAAUUGGAGUACUUCGAACCGAAUACUCCAGUAAAUUGCAUAAUACAGAGAUAUCUGUAUAUGAGAGUUACGAAAAUCUCU
Molecule: messenger RNA, 1798 nt
Organism: Suhomyces tanzawaensis NRRL Y-17324
Lineage: Eukaryota; Fungi; Ascomycota; Pichiomycetes; Serinales; Debaryomycetaceae
Exons: 2
Coding region: 48-1580 (510 amino acids)
Biological process (GO): protein refolding
Cellular component (GO): nucleus; cytosol; cytoplasm
Molecular function (GO): Hsp70 protein binding
Source: RefSeq, a predicted model, not a curated record